Molecule: messenger RNA, 5820 nt
Organism: Trichosurus vulpecula (common brushtail)
Lineage: Eukaryota; Metazoa; Chordata; Mammalia; Diprotodontia; Phalangeridae
Gene: COL24A1
Product: collagen type XXIV alpha 1 chain
Exons: 65
Coding region: 1-5814 (1937 amino acids)
Molecular function (GO): extracellular matrix structural constituent
Source: RefSeq, a predicted model, not a curated record
AUGACUGACUCAGAAUUUGGCAUUCUUGCCACUAUAAGAUUGCUGAAAGGGAAAGGAAUGGAGGACAGAAGGAAAAGGAAGCACACCAUCAGCGAGAAGCUCACUCCACUGACAGUGCAGCCUAGCGGGAGUAGCUCUGUACAGGCUUGGCCGAGAGAGCCGCGCAGCUCCAGCCCGCCGGGGCAGGCGCAGAUAAGUCCGCAAGCGGUGAAAUUUAACACCGGCCGGAUUUGCUCCUCGGAGUUGGCUCUUCUCCUCCCCAAAGAGAAGCAGCCGGCCGGGGCGGCACUCGGCGCUGAAAGCCUUCUCCGCAGUGGCCACCAGCCCCCUUCCACCGACUUGAUUGCAGUUGUGGUGUAUGUGUGUGCAUUACCUGCAUCUCCAGCAGUGUGGAGUUGGCUUCUGUUUUCGGUUAGCACUUCGCUGCUUGGACAGAUGCAUACAAAUGCAUUUAGGAGCCCACAGGACAAGGCGUGGAAAGGUCUUCCCCACGGUGAUCACGAUCACACUCACCUUCCAUCACUACAGCAAACGGCACCAACUCGUCCUGUUCUCUGCGCUUACACUGUCAUUUGGGACUUAGAAGCGGGAGAAGCGGGGCGGGUUUGGGGGAAGGGUGGAAGGGGGGCGGAGCUCAGGACCCGGUCAAAAUUGAAGGGGCCUGAUGUAGCUGCUUACUGUGGCUACCCCGGAGAUAAUUCUGUGCCUUGUAUACAGAAAGCCCUGUUCCUUUUUCUUACACUAUGUGCCAUAGAAGGUACUGGACAAAUCCCAGACCAAGGCAUAGAUGUUCUUUAUCAACUAGGCCUUGGAGGCAAAGAUGUAAGACAUCAACCAGUAGAGAAUGUGGUACUAUCAUCAUCUACUCCAUUACCUCAGAGGGUUCGUGUAGCAGAAACAGGUGUCAUUCUAACAAGUGAUACUCAUAUAGAGGCACCUACCAGGAGAAUUUUGCCAUCCAGUCUAGGACAGCAAUUCACGAUAGUAAUUGGAUUACUCUCACAUAGAAUCAACAAUGCUUUUCUCUUCAGUAUCAGAAAUAAAAAUAGACUGCAAUUGGGAGUACAAUUACUACCCAAAAAAGUGGUGAUCCAUAUUGGUGGGAAGUUGGCAGCAUCUUUCAAUUACAGUAUUCAUGAUGAACGGUGGCACUCCUUUGCCAUUGAUAUUCAAGACACAGUGGUCUCCAUGUUUGUCGAGUGUGGAAAGAAGCAAUUCAGCAAAGACAUUCUUUCAAGAAUGCAGGCAUUCAAUGCAGAUAGUGUGUUUACUUUGGGAAGUAUGGACUCCCAUUCAGUCCACUUUGAAGGAAUAAUUUGUCAACUGGAUAUAAUUCCCUCAGCUGAAGCAUCAGCAAACUAUUGUAGAUAUCGGAAACAGCAAUGUCGCCAUGUUGAUACCUACCGAUCAGAGACUGGGUUUCUUCACACCACCACAUUGCCUGGCCUCUUACUGGAAAAGUCUCCAUCACACAAGCAGUUUGGUGAAGAGGUACCAUCAGAGUAUAGAACAUAUUAUGAAGGAGAAGGAAACCCAAAUUCUGUAAAUAAAGAGGUUCUAUCGGGCCAUAAACUUCGAGCACCCUGGGAAUCAUCAAGUUCUUUAACAUCAUCUGUCCCCUGGGGAAACAUCUCUACUGGGGGUCUCAUGAAACCUGAAAUCCAAGUCACAAAGCUAACCACCAAAGAACAUAGCCUACCAAACUUAAAUCUGUCAGCUCCUCACCAUCAACUCAAAAAGGUGACAUUGAGCUCCAAUGAGAAAUCCGGCUCAAUCCAAAAUGUUUCAGACAAUGCUGUGGGACAUAAAGAAGGAAUAACCAGUCUCCCUUUGCCCAAGGAGAGGCCAUCUGUUGUCCCUCCCUUUACAAAAGAUGAUAAAAUUGAUGACUUACAAAAGGAUAUCGAAGUGAAUCAGCAUGCUGAAAAACUCACAGAUACGUCACAGAUUUUGAACACAACCUUGUAUCGGGUAACAACUGAACCAUUUGUGGAUCAUAAUCAUGAUCAGUGGAAAGGAGGCAAGGGUGAUAGCGAUGGUACUUACCACAUUGAGGAUAACUAUGAAACUGACUUUUAUGAUUAUUAUUACUAUGAGGAUCUGAACACGAUGCUUGAAAUGGGGAAUCUGAGAGGCCCCAAAGGGGAUCCUGGACCACCUGGUCUGCCAGGUCCUGUUGGUCUACCAGGUCCAUCAGGAAGGAGAGGUCCAAGGGGCAUGCCAGGACCACAUGGGAAUCCUGGAUUGCCUGGGCCACCUGGUCCAAAGGGCCCUAAAGGAGAUCCAGGAUUAUCUCCAGGUCAAGCUGCCGCUGGAGAAAAGGGUGAUCUAGGUCUCUUUGGGCUCAUAGGCCCCCCUGGUUUUCAAGGCGACAAGGGUAUCAAAGGAUAUCCAGGGCCUCCUGGUCCCCGAGGUGAUCAGGGGCUUCCUGGAAUGGCUGGUCUUGCUGGUUCACCUGGUUACCCUGGCAGGCAGGGUUUAGUUGGACCAGAAGGUAACCAAGGCCCUAAAGGUGCAAGAGGCUUCAUUGGCUCUCCUGGCAUGGCAGGACAACCAGGACCUGAAGGAGAAAGAGGUGCUCCUGGACCACGUGGAAGGAAGGGUCCAAAAGGAAGAAAGGGCUUUCCAGGAGAAUUUGGAGAACGAGGCCCUGCUGGUCCUGAUGGGAACCCUGGUUUUGUUGGUAGCAUUGGCCCCCCUGGAUUUCCUGGACUUAGGGGUGCUGUUGGCCCCACAGGAGCAAGUGGACCUUCUGGGAUUCCUGGGCCUAUGGGUCUUCCAGGGAAUAUGGGCCAACCUGGAAUCAAAGGUGAUAAGGGUGAACAAGGCAUUGCUGGAGAGCCAGGAGAACUGGGGUAUCCUGGAGACAAGGGAGCUCUUGGUUUGCCAGGACCACCAGGGAUGAGAGGAAAGCCAGGACCUUCUGGACAAGCAGGUGACCCAGGCCCCCAAGGACCAUCUGGACCACCAGGACCAGAGGGUUUUCCUGGAGAUAUUGGCAUUCCUGGGCAAAAUGGCCCUGAAGGACCAAAGGGACUUCUGGGAAAUCGAGGGCCUCCAGGACCCCCUGGUCCCAAAGGAAAUGAGGGAGAAGAAGGACCAGUCGGACCCUUUGGAGAGUUGGGUCCACGAGGAAAACCAGGUCAAAAAGGGUAUGCAGGUGAACCUGGACCAGAUGGCUUGAAGGGAGAACCAGGAGACCAAGGACACCUCGGAAAAGUUGGGGAAGCAGGACCUAUUGGUUUACCAGGAGAAGUUGGUAUAACUGGAAGCUCUGGUGAAAAGGGAGACCGUGGGAGCCCAGGCCCAGUGGGCCCACCUGGAGAAAAGGGAAUUAUGGGAUAUCCUGGACCUCCUGGAGACCCAGGGCCCAUAGGUCCUCUUGGAUUACCUGGUCACGUAGGUACAAGGGGGCUACCUGGGCUACAGGGUCCAAAGGGACGAAGGGGGCCUAGAGGUCUAGAUGGCCUCCCAGGAGAGCAAGGAAUGCAAGGUAUUAAGGGAGAAAAAGGUGAUCAGGGGAAAAAAGGUCUUUAUGGACUUAUCGGUAAGGCUGGAAACCCAGGAGAGAGAGGUGCUCAAGGUAAACCAGGCUUACAAGGAACCCCUGGAAGCAUAGGUGACAGAGGACCUCCUGGAGAACCAGGGGCACGGGGACAACAAGGUGAUGCUGGUCCUAUUGGAGAAAUGGGUCCUGAGGGACCUCCAGGCAUUGAGGGAGAGCCCGGUCUACAAGGAGAGCCAGGUGCAAAGGGAGAACCUGGGCCAGUAGGAGGUGUUGGAGCAUCUGGAGAACCAGGAUUAAGAGGUGAACCAGGAACUCCCGGAGAAGAUGGUCUUCAAGGAAAAGAUGGAGCAAAGGGUCACAUAGGAGACAGGGGACCUCCUGGAGAGCCUGGGGAGCAAGGAGAGGCAGGUUUACCAGGAAUUAUAGGACCUUCAGGUGGACCAGGAACAAUUGGCCCUCCAGGGACAGAAGGAGCUUUUGGAAAUCCAGGUCAAAGGGGUCGCCCAGGAAAAAAGGGAGAAAAGGGACAACUGGGACCAGCAGGAGAAAUUGGAAGCACAGGUGCUCCAGGCCAAAUUGGGGAAAUUGGUCCUAAAGGUGCCAGAGGAACCAGAGGUCCUGUGGGAAAUUUAGGAUUAAUGGGACCUGAAGGGGAACCAGGAAUUCCAGGAUAUGCGGGUCAUCAAGGUCAACCAGGACCUCCUGGGUUGCCAGGACCUAAAGGAGAAAAGGGUUAUCCAGGAGAAGAUAACAAAGUUCUAGGACCGCCGGGGCCCCUAGGUGAACCAGGUCCAGUAGGCAAACGAGGAGAAAGAGGAGAAUCUGGAGCUGAAGGAUAUAAGGGUCAUGUGGGUGUGCCAGGACCAAGAGGAGCCAUUGGGCAACAAGGGGCCCCAGGUGAACCAGGUGAAAUGGGUGAACCAGGACCUAAAGGAGAGAGAGGAUCUGAAGGUCCAAAAGGGAAGAAAGGAGCACCUGGUCCAUCUGGGAAACCUGGGAUUCCUGGACUCAUGGGCCCACCAGGACAAAAAGGUGAGCCAGGAUACCAUGGAGCAGAAGGCAUCCUUGGAAACUCUGGAAAAGUUGGGCUACCGGGAAGACCAGGACUUCCUGGUAUCAAAGGUAACACUGGAAGAAUAGGAAUAACUGGGUCUCCAGGAGCUCGAGGAACAAAAGGCUCAUCAGGCAUGCCAGGAGCCCCAGGGGUUCCAGGACCAAAGGGCGAGCAAGGGCUACCAGGUCAUCCUGGGAAGCCAGGUAAAAGAGGUCACCCUGGAAUGCAAGGCGAUCAAGGAGCACAUGGAGAUCAUGGGAUGAAAGGGCAGUCUGGGGACCACGGUGACCAAGGUUUGAUGGGUUUCCAAGGAUUCCCAGGUCCAAAAGGGCCUGAAGGAGAUGUUGGCAUGGUUGGAAUCCUAGGCCCUAAAGGUCCUGUUGGCCAAAUAGGAAACACCGGCCCCCUUGGUAGAGAAGGCAUAAUAGGUCCAACAGGCAAAACUGGACCCAGAGGUGAAAAGGGCCAUAGAGGUGAAAUGGGUCCCCAAGGACCAAGAGGUCAUCCUGGGCCACCUGGUCCACCAGGGGCACCAGGACCUCGAAAACAAAUGGAUAUCAAUGCUGCUAUUCAAGCCUUGAUUGAAUCAAAUACUGCACUACAGAUGGAGAGCUACCAGAAUACUGAAGUGACUUUACUGGACCACAGUGCAGAAAUAUUCAAAACCCUGCACUAUCUUAGUAAUUUACUAUACAGCAUCAAGAACCCUCUUGGCACACGAGAUAACCCAGCUCGCAUCUGUAGAGAUUUGCUCAACUGUGAACGCAAAGUGUCAAAUGGAAAAUACUGGAUUGACCCAAAUCUUGGGUGUCCUUCAGAUGCCAUUGAAGUUUUCUGCAAUUUCAGUGCUGGUGGUCAAACAUGCUUGUCUCCUGUAUCUGUGACAAAGUUGGAGUUUGGAAUUGGGAAAGUCCAGAUGAACUUCCUUCAUUUGCUGAGCUCAGAAGCCACCCACACCAUCACUAUUCAUUGUCUGAACACACCAGUAUGGACAACUCAAAGGACUAGUGCCCCAGGAUUACCUGUUAGUUUCAAGGGAUGGAAUGGCCAGGUCUUCGAAGAAAACACCCUACUUGAACCAAAGGUGCUUACAGAUGAAUGCAAGAUUCAAGAUGGCAGCUGGCACAAAGCAAAAUUCCUUUUUCACACUCAGGACCCUAAUCAGCUCCCAGUGAUUGAAGUACAUAAACUUCCUCAUCUCAAAACGGGACAGAAACACUACAUUGAAAGCAGUUCUGUGUGCUUUCUCUAAGGACUC